Physella acuta is the source of this 1346-nucleotide messenger RNA. Its product is annotated as non-homologous end-joining factor 1. Gene Ontology annotation, cellular component: nucleus; DNA ligase IV complex. NCBI's taxonomy places the organism in Eukaryota, Metazoa, Mollusca, Gastropoda, Physidae. The record is from RefSeq and is a predicted model, not a curated record. Gene Ontology annotation, biological process: double-strand break repair via nonhomologous end joining. Gene Ontology annotation, molecular function: DNA end binding.
UACUUUCUUUAAUUCUUUAUUACAUAAACCUGAUAUUUUUCACUACACUGUAAGUAAGAAGAGGGCAGGUGAUACAAUUCAGUGUUGCUACCACUGUAAACAUUCAAAAUGGCCUCUGAAUUGCAAUGGAGAAGGAACUGGAAGCCAAACUUAGCCUCCUGUCCAUGGAAACAGUUAUCAUCUUACUCUGUAAAAGGAAGCGCUGCAGGUGACAGCUGCUUGCUUAUUAAAAGUCUUUUUGGUGAAGAAUCAUAUGAGUUACUGAUCACUGAUUUGACAACUUUCUGGCAUGAAACUUUGUCUGUUGACAGUUUAAAAAGCAGAAUCAAUAAGCUGAAUCCGCAUAUAGAAGCUCCAAUUGGUAAAAUAUUAAAUCACAUAAAGGAAAAUAUUUUGCACCCAGAGAAAAGUACUCAAAUGACUCUAGAGAUUAAAGGAGGUGAAAUGAUAUUGGAAAUGAAAUCACAAAUGGCUGGCAUACCCUUUCUCUAUCGUGUAGAGGCUAGUUUAGCAAAUCAUGAAAUGAGCAGAGAUCAUUUAACAGUACCACUGAUGUUGAUGACUGGAGAACUAUUUAGACAGCGAAUGGAGCUAUUCAACCUUUUGACUGCUAAAGACAAGGAGAUUGCUGAUUACAAAUCUCAGGGUGUGAAAGUCUCAAGAAAAUAUAUGGAAACAUUACCUUUUGAUGAACUUGUUUUUCAAAACAAUAUGGUCACAUCAAAGGGAUUUGAAGAUGAUGUUGUCACUAAUGGUAGCAAAAGCCUAACAUCUGUAGGACAAGAUUUGUACCGGGAAAUCAUAACAAAAAGAACUUGGUUGCUUAGUUCACCUUCUAAAGAGCCUGAACACAAUGAAUCAUUGGAAAGUGGACCAACUGAGCCAAGUGUAGAGUCAUGGUCUAACAGACUUCCUUCUUCAAUGGUAGACAAUAUUUCACCAAUCAAAUCUAACCAAGAAUCACCUAAGAAAGUGGAAGCUUCUCCAAUAAAGGAUUCAGAACAGCUUCGCAGAGAAGCUCUGGAGAGAAAAUUAGCCCAAGAGGAAGCAAGAGAAAAAGAAAAGAGGAAAAAGAAAAAGCUAAAAUUCUAAGUUUUUUUUAAUGACAUUAUAUUAUAAAUUUUUAUAAUUUAACUUCUUUUUCACCAAUUGUAAUUAGAACAAGUUGUACAUCACAAAAUAGGCAGUAUGAAUUCUUACCACUAUUCAUUAUUAUUAUGACAUAAUCAUAACUGUGAUAGUUUUUUUGCCUGUGAAUACUGUGAUAUUUUUUUGUAAAACCUGUUUUAUUUAAAAUGUACUGGUCAGCUUUUGACUAAAUAAAAUUUGAUAGGACUAUUACCAUA